This is a messenger RNA of Suillus subalutaceus, 707 nucleotides long. RefSeq names its product DASH outer kinetochore protein. The record is from RefSeq and is a predicted model, not a curated record. Gene Ontology annotation, cellular component: mitotic spindle pole body; spindle microtubule; mitotic spindle. The coding region runs from base 41 to 313 and encodes 90 amino acids. Lineage: Eukaryota; Fungi; Basidiomycota; Agaricomycetes; Boletales; Suillaceae. The transcript is spliced from 3 exons.
CGAUAAUCAGCCAAAUCCUCCACUAACCAAGUACUACUCGAUGUCGCAAUCAGAACCCUCCUUCUUUGAACGCGAGCGCGACAGACUAUCCUUAGACAUCACAGCAGGUUUUGAAGACCUUCUCUCAUCCAGCAACGUACUCAAUCGAAAGCUCGAAGAAGUAAUAGGCAUGACUCGUGAAUACGAAACCAUCGCUUCCCUGUGGCAAAGCUUCCACGAGUUGAUGCGUGGACAACGAGAUGAAGUGCUCGAAGAUAGAACGACCGUCCCCGGCACAGGCGCCCACGUCGUGUCUACAAACUCCAAACGCUAGCGCCAACGCCGCCGAGCCGCUCAAGAGAGAAAGUGAAAUUGUUCGACAGGUGAGAAGAACAAAAAGUAUGCAUUAUUGCGACAAGACAAAGACAGAUUAUGAUUACAAUGCUGCGUAGAGUCCGAAUCAUACAUCUGCCCAAGAAGCGACCUGCGCAAGUUGUUUAGUGGGGAGUAACCAAGAAACAGGCACCGCACUCACCCAUGAGAAUCCGCUGAAUUCCUGUUGGUCCUUUGCAGACAACUGUCCGUGAACGGGCGUUAAUGUCGGCUGCUCCUUUGUAAACUCUUCAUCGAAGUUACUGGUAUCUGCACUCCCGUUCUGCAAAUGAAAUCAACAUCAUUCCUUUGUACUUGAAACAUCGGGCUUACUAUAGUGGGGAAGUAUGGCGGCG